UGAAAUUUUGCAGACCUCUUUGGAGGAAAAUGUCAUUACAGGCUCUAGUGCUUCUGGACCAGCAGCCACCAGAAAACAUGAAAACUGUUUUUUUCAGAGAAAGGAUAAUGUGACCUGAGCUUUAGCUGGAUUACAAAGUGGGCUAAAGACCCACCUCCCCUGAGAGGCAGACAGAGCUCUCAGCUCUCAUCUCCUCCUCCCCCUCUUCCUCCAUCGCCUCCUCCUCCUCUUCCUCCUCCUCCUCCAGCGAGCACAUGCUCACGCUGCUCCCAUCUGAUGCCGACUGGAUGCGGAGCUCCGCUCACAUCUCCAUCCUCUCUCCACCUCCUUCUCCUCUGACAUCUAGAGCUUCUCCGUUUUCUUUUCCCUCCAGUUGUUCCCGACCAGGAUGUGGCACUCUGUGGCUCUUCUCCUCUCUGGACUCUCCGCUUUGAUCAACGUGUCUUUGCAGGGGCCUCACCAGAGGAACCUGCUGAAAAACCUCCUGAAAGACUACAACCGGAUGGAGCGGCCAGUGGGGAAUGACUCCCAUCCUCUGACCGUCUUCUUCACCCUCAGUUUGAUACAGAUCAUGGACGUGGAUGAGAAGAACCAGGUGUUAACCUCCAACAUGUGGCUUCAGAUGAGUUGGUACGACCACUACCUGCAGUGGAACCAGAGCGACCACCCUGGCGUGAAAAACCUACGCUUCACCACAGAUCAGGUCUGGACUCCAGAUAUUCUGCUCUACAACAGUGCAGAUGAUGACUUCGACUCCACCUUUAAGACCAACAUUCUUGUAAACUCCAGCGGCUUUGCAAAGUAUCUCCCUCCAGGAAUCUUUAUGAGCACGUGCAAUGUGGACGUCCGCUGGUUCCCAUUCGACAUCCAGAAAUGCGAGUUAAAGUUUGGCUCCUGGACGUAUGACGGCUGGCUGCUGGACCUCCAGAUGACCGAUGCUGACAUCUCGGGAUACAUGCCCAACGGAGAGUGGGACUUAAUUGGUGUUCCUGGCACCAGAAAUGAGGUUUUCUACGACUGCUGCAAGGAGCCGUACCCAGACGUGACGUUCGUGAUCACGAUCCGGAGGCGGACGCUCUACUACGCCCUGAACCUGCUCAUCCCUUGCGUGCUGCUUUCCUCCAUGACCCUGCUGAUCUUCGUGCUGCCAGCCGACUCAGGAGAGAAGAUUUCACUGGGUAUCACCGUUCUGCUGUCGCUCACUGUUUUCAUGCUGCUGGUGGCUGAGAUAAUGCCCGCCACGUCGGACUCCGUCCCGCUCAUAGGCCAGUACUUUGCCAGCAUAAUGAUCAUCGUUGGGAUGUCAGUCAUUGCCACGGUUGUGGUUUUACAGUAUCAUCACCACGAUCCAAAUGGAGGGCACAUGCCGAAAUGGGUGCGUCUCGUUUUGCUGCAGUGGGUCGCCUGGUUCCUGAGGAUGAAGCGGCCAGGGGAGAACGACGAUCCGGAGCGACCGCCCUGCGCCCCACACCUACGCCGCUGCUCCUCAGGAUCACAGAGCGGCAGCAUUCCCAACCCUCCCGACCCGACCCUCCACCCGCUGCACCCGCAGAACCUGACGCCUCUCCAGACGGGGCCGCUCCACGCGGGACACCCUCACCUGCAAACCAGCGCCAACAACAACGGGAACCUUCUCUACAUGGGCUUCCCGAGCAUCGAGGACUCUUCGGUUCUGUCGGAGCCCGUCCAGAGGAAUAACAUCUCUGUAGGACCUCCACGGGUGGCAGGAAGUCCGCCUCCUCACCUGCCGUCGCAGUUCUGCAGCUCCCCUCCGCCUCCAACUCCCAACAUGGACACAGUGGGGUGUCCCAGCACUGUCUCUAGUGGCGGAGGUUUUGGAGGGGGACCAGGAGGAUGCUCAACAUCGGUGAUGGGCGACCCGCAGCUGCAGGCCAUCCUGGAGGAGGUGCGCUACAUGGCAGACCGUUUCAGAGAGCAGGACGAGACCGAGAGCAUGGCUGACCAGUGGAAAUUUGCAGGCGCUGUGAUUGAUCGCCUGUGCCUGGUGGCGUUUAGCGUCUUCAACAUCAUCUGCACCAUCUCCAUCCUCAUGUCGGCUCCAAACUUUGUGGAAGCUGUUUCUAAGGAUUUUGUUUGAGGGGGUAGGGGUAAACAGAAAGAAAAAAAAAACACACACACAUGCAAAGGAACAUUUGGGAGAAAAUUAAGUAUGGGAUGCAGAACGGAACGGGCUCUGAUCCAAGGAAACACGAUUUCCAGCAAACUGUAUGCGCUGUGAUUUGUGAUUGCAAGGAUCUGCGGGAAUGGAAAGAAACUAAUGGUUUUCUUUGCAAUACAUUCUGUUUUGUAACCCAAAAAGAAGAAAACAGAUGAUGAAGGGAAUACAAGGUGAAGUUUAAAUGAAAUUAGAGUGCAGGGUGCUUUAUCAGAUUCUUGACAAGGUGAAAUUGGUUUUUGAGGCCGAUUUGAAAAGGACUUUUGUUUAAAAUUAAAGGGAAAUACGAGUCUGACAAGGACGCCAAUGCAACCUGAGGUAAUGACGGUCUGAUGUCAGGGAAGACUGUUGGCAUAAAAGAGGAAGAAGAGACAGACAGAUAGGCAGCGACAGAUAAAAGAGACGGAUAUGUGACUGUUUCAUUUCCUCAGAUAGGGGAAACAGCCUCUUAGUCCCACAGGUGGAGAAAAUACUGCAUCACUCAAAGUGAUGUGAGAAGAAGAGGCUUUUACAAGGACACAAAACAAAGAGCAGACGUGAAGGACAGACACUGUCCCUCUGGGAACCUGAGACAGGCAGAGUUUUGAGAAGCUGCUUGAUGCUCAGAUGCACAAAAGAUGACCGAAGAUCAAGAGCGUCGCAUCGCACAGGAACUCAUCUAUUAUUCAAUCACUUUUCGGCUAAUGACAGUCAAAUUGAAAGGCUUUGGAUAAUCCUUCAGACUAACAAGCUUCUCAAAGAUGAACUCCCAUCUCUGCUUGUGAGCCACUUUGAAUCUCCAAGACCUUAUCUCUGUGAGACGAUUGCCAAUCAGAACGCUCCUCAGCGGCUCUCUCUGUGUGCGGCGCUCGUCCCGACCCGGAAACUGGAAUUAGCCGCUCGUUCCAGGGCAGCGGCCCGUCGCUGUGCCACUGUGGAGACCGAUGAAAAUUCAUGCACCGGUUACCUAACUGCAUCUGGCAGGUCAUAACGGACCAACGAAACUCAUUGGAUUUCAUAUUAAAGGUUUAAUAACUCAGGCAGGAGGUCAGGGCUCUAAAAGGACACCAGAGGCAGAAGGAAGAGGAUGAGAUCAUUGAAUGUAGAGGAGCAGGGUCCUGUUAAUUUCCUCUGACUGGCUUGCUGCUUCUUGACAGUUUUAAUUUCAACAUAUUUUCAUGAAAUUUAGAGAAUGUAAGAGAGCAAAUCAACACCACAGCCUUCAUACAGGGAUUUUCAACAAAAUAUAGCAAGUCUCUCUGCUGGCAAUUUGAAUAAAAACAUCAUUUUAGCUGGGCUUAAUUCAGAAAUAUUAAUGUGGCAACAAUGUGUAUUUAUUAGACAAUCUCAUCCUAGUUUUUAUUUAUACUACAGUGGCUUGUAAAGGUAUUCAUAGAUCUUGAACUUCACAUUUUAUCCAGUUACAACCUUAACUCAGAGGAAUUUCAGUGAGACCCUAGUUUUGGAUUUGUUAUCAGAGCUAUGUGUCAGUACUUUGUAGGACCAAAACAUCUUUAAUUAAUCAAUCAAUCAAAUUUUAUUUGUACAGCACAUUUCACCAACAAGGCAGGAAAAAAUUAAAAUCAACAAUUGAAGCAUUAGAUGUUUCCAAGUGCUGUCACUACAUGUCAAAAUGUUGGUUAGUCUUUCAUUUAUUAUGGUACCAAAGCAACUAAACAGACUUUAAAAAGUCUUAAAUUCAUGUAGCUAAAAUUAAGGCUUUAAAGUGUCUUAAAUUAAUUAAAAAUACAAGUUGACCUUACAACCUCUAAUAACAAUCAGCUAAAGGAUAUUGCAAACAUUUAAGACAUGUUAAUCACAAGUCUUAAAUUUUUAUCAUAAAUAAAUUCAAACUCAUCGUCACCCAACACACGGUAGAUAAUAGCAACAACAGCGACAAACAGAAGAUAAAUUUCAAGUUUUUGUUGUGUUUAAUUAUAAUACUAUGACAGCAGAUUAGGGUAAUUGCAGAUAGAAAAAAGGGGAUAAGUAAGUUUCCACCAAAAAUCUUUAAUUUUUUUCAGAACUUUCUGAGGUCCAAAAGUUGAAAAUUUGCUAGAAAAAACAUCAGAAAAUUUAUUAUUAAUCUCAGAAAUGCUCUUAUAUAAAACUUGGACAUUUCUGACCUUGAAAAGUUGGAAAUAUUCUAGGAAACAUUGAGAAAAUUCCACGUUUUUCUAGAAAAUUUACGACAUUAAUCUCAAAAUUUCUGAGUUUUCUGGCAUGAAUUUACUCGUCAUUUUUUUCUAUCUGCCUAUUGUUCUUUAUCUAGUUCUAAAAACAUUAAAAUCUAACUUCAACAAAUUCUAGGUUAUUGUUUUAAAAAAAUUCAAAAUCACAAACAAUCUAUUUUCUGCUCUAUUUCAGUCUCUGACAUCGUAGUGGAGGAAUUUUGACCCUCUCUUCACGACAAAGUUGCUUCAGUACAUUAAGAUUUGCAGACAUUUGUUUCUCCCUCAAGGCCUCAGCGCAGCAUUUCAAUCAGCUCCAGGUCUGGAUUUUGGCUCGUCCGUUGCAGCACCAUAACUCUUUUCUUUCUCACUCAUUCUGGGGAAGAUUUGCUGCUGUGUUUAGGAUCAUUACUGCUAUCCUGUUUGGUCUCAUCUGUCAAAACAACCUUGUUUCUGUAGUCUUGUUCACAAAGUCAUGCUACCAAUGUUUUUAUAGAGAAGAGGCUUUUCUCUUGGCUUAUACUGUUAUUAUGUAAUUUGCUAGCUGAGGCCUGAAGAGUUUGUGAUGAAGCUUUUUGGUUUAUCUCCUCCUGGGAAAAUUGGCAGCUGUCCUAAAUAUUUCACAACGUUAAUAAUUUCCUUAAUGCCUCUCAGGUUAAUGGGCAGCAGCAAUUACUCCUGGUGUUUCAGUCAUGGCAACUAAUCAAGUGAUUUUUUUUUAUUAAGAGGAAUGAGUUUUUUCUUCUUGUUUUAUAAGGACUAUAUCUUCGGGUUGAUGUGUCACAAAAAACUAACUUGAUUUUAAUGUUAAGGAUUACUGAAUAUCAGUUUCCAAUAAGAAAAAAGAGAUUCCGCUUAAAAUAAAACAACAAUCUCAGAAGAAGUAAACAACUGACCUGUAUUUCUUUUAUAUUUUAUUCCCAAAGUGUACCAGUCACUAAAUAAACUACCUUCAAAAUGCCAGCAAAGAUACAAAAAUCUAAUUGUUACAGAAGAAGCAAACAAAGCAAAACAAGAAAAACUUUUAAAACUACAGAUUGGCAUUAUGAGAAAUAUUUUUGUUACAUCAACAAAUCCAGUUUGAUUUCAUUAAAUAGUGAACAGAAAUGCUGCGUAUUGCAGUAUCAGCAAACGUCCCUCAACGUUUCAGCUGCAGAUUAAUUUACAUCUGAAGCUCUGGAGAGUUUUUACAGCAGCUGGAUGAUGUAUGUGGGACUGAUUGGGAAUAAAACAGGAGCGCCUCCAUUCAUCCUAAUAGGAAAACAUGACCAGUGCAAUGUGUGGCUUAUUAAUGAGCUUCUAAUCAUGUUAUGACAGGAGGAAAAUAAAUCUCAGCGCUUAGCCUCACGGGCUGUGUUUAUUGGUGUUGGAUAGAUUUGCUGUUUGGGGUUUUCAUUGGAUCUAGCGAUAUAUAUCCACAUUUAUUGCCACUUUGAUUUAUUUAAGUAAACCAUGAAUAUUUUUGUAGUUUUCCUGGGAACGUUUAAGCUAGAAGUUGCAGAAAAGGUUUCUCCAGACGAUUGAGGAGUUGUUGAAGGAAUAUUCGGAGUUUCGAGUUAAAUCUACAUUCAUUUUGUGAACCUGGAGAAAAGCUACAAGUAGUUGUGGGGCAUUUAUCGUACUGUUUUUUCUUUAUCGUGUUAAAUUUCUUAUAAAAAGUUUUAGUUCUUUUUUUCACAAUAAAUUUCAAUUAAUGAUGUUUCAACUCCCCCAAAGCUGUUGAUAUUGUGGUAAUUUCUAUUUUUUACCAUUUUCUCCACCAAUGAGAUCAAUAAAUAAGAAUACAAGUGAAAAUAUGAGUAAAUGCAAAUACUGUGUGCAGUUUAGUAAUGCAUAUCAUACUUAUUUGUGACUUAUGUCCUGAAGACAUGUAUUACAAAUGGCUAUGAUUUUUAAGAGCGGUGUGUUUUCAGGAUUUUUUUUUAUUGC
This is a messenger RNA of Xiphophorus hellerii (green swordtail), 6255 nucleotides long. It is a transcript of the gene chrna11, whose product is annotated as cholinergic receptor, nicotinic, alpha 11. The transcript is spliced from 12 exons. Gene Ontology annotation, cellular component: postsynaptic membrane. The record is from RefSeq and is a predicted model, not a curated record. Gene Ontology annotation, biological process: monoatomic ion transmembrane transport. Lineage: Eukaryota; Metazoa; Chordata; Actinopteri; Cyprinodontiformes; Poeciliidae. Gene Ontology annotation, molecular function: acetylcholine-gated monoatomic cation-selective channel activity; transmembrane signaling receptor activity. The coding region runs from base 389 to 2098 and encodes 569 amino acids.